Molecule: messenger RNA, 1323 nt
Organism: Ricinus communis (castor bean)
Lineage: Eukaryota; Viridiplantae; Streptophyta; Magnoliopsida; Malpighiales; Euphorbiaceae
Product: two-component response regulator ARR5
Exons: 3
Coding region: 269-1045 (258 amino acids)
Biological process (GO): phosphorelay signal transduction system; cytokinin-activated signaling pathway
Source: RefSeq, a predicted model, not a curated record
AAAAGGCAGAUUUCAAGAUUUCUUAGAGAGAGAAAUGAAAGAUUUGAUUUUGAUAUAGAGAGAUAUAGAGAGGGAGAGGAAACACCAAAAUGACAGACAGAUGGACAUAUUUCAUUUACAUCUUCAUUACAUUAACAUCGUAUAAAAGCAAAGGUCCCAAGAGUCGCACAUCCCUUGUUUCUUUGCCUCUGCUUUAAGCAACUAAACAAAGUAAAAAAAAAAACAAAACAAAAGAAAAAGAGAAGAAAAUACCGACUCUUCAAUUCCUAUGGCAAGAAACGGCAUCGCUUCCCGGAGAUGGAGGUCAGAGAAAAUAGAGGGAUUUGAAUUCUCGUCUUGUGAUAAUGAUGAAGUACAUGUUUUAGCAGUGGAUGAUAGCCUUGUCGAUCGUAAAGUCAUUGAACGUUUACUCAAAAUCACAUCUUGCAAAGUCACCGCAGUGGAUAGUGGAAGAAGAGCUCUCCAAUUCUUGGGAUUAGAUGAAGAGAAAAGCACUUCGAUUCAAGGCCUAAAAGUGGAUCUCAUUAUUACAGAUUACUGUAUGCCUGGAAUGACUGGUUACGAGUUACUCAAGAAAAUCAAAGAAUCAUCUACUUUCAGAGAAAUACCAGUUGUCAUUAUGUCAUCAGAGAAUGUCAUGGCGCGAAUUGACCGAUGUUUGGAAGAAGGGGCAGAGGACUUCCUAGUGAAACCGGUGAAACUAUCUGAUGUUAAACGGAUAAGAGAUUACAUGACUGCAAGAGAGCUCAAAUUGAAAAGUCAACAAACAAGCCACAACUUCAACAACAGUACUGGUAACAAUGUAAACAAGAGGAAAUCAAGAGAUAGUUUUGAUCUCUCUUCAUCUCCGCCGUCCAUCUCAUUUUCAUCGUCCUCAUUAUCUCCCUCACCGUCAUCUUUAUCUUCUCCAUCCUCUCCUUCGCCUUGUGGAUCGCCGUCAUGGUCCCCGUCGCCGAUGUUGUCAUUUUCAGCGCCGUGUUCUCCUACUUCCUUAGAUUCCCCUACUAGACGGCUAAAAAUGAGCAGCGGUAACAGUUCCGUUUAGAUCUUUUUAUUAUCUCUCUUUACAUUACAAAUUAGAAAGAAGAAGAAAAGAACUAUGAGCAAUUCUCCGUUAGUUUUAACGGUUUUUUGUUGCUUCUCUUUCUUUCUUUCUUUCUUUUUAAUCCCGUUGUUGGGAACCUUUUUCUCCUGUGUAUUUUUUUAUAAGUACAAUAUUUAUUUUUAAUACUUGAUUAGUUAACUAAUCAAAGACUCAAAUCAAAAUGUUGAAGAUCUGUGAAUCGGAAAUUGUGCUGAAAAAAGAAUUGAUUUUGUAGGUAA